AUGUCUAACGCCGGGAUACUGGAUAUAUGUCCCUGUCUCUCAUUGACAUUCCGUGAUCGAACGAAUCUGAUCCGUUUCUCAAACGAAGAAAAAGAUAUCGACAAGCUUGAUUCCUCCAACAACUGGUCCUUCAAGGUUAGUUCGACUGGAGACAAGUAUCUAGCUCACGAAUGCUAUAUAACCAGCAGCGAGAACGUUCAAGCACACCUCCAUACAUCACUCUUUCUCGAGAAGAAAAGAACCACCACAGUCCUCCUCCAGUCUCGAUAUCGGGUGGAGUUCCCUGCCUAUUCUAAGAGUCUUCUUACCCUUGGCUCCCCGAUAUUCGCCUGUCCACAUAUCAAUCUAUUGUCCUUUAUCGGAUCUAAGCAGGCGAAAGAAAAAGGAGGAUACGAGUGUCUGUCCUGCCAGACAGUCUUUCGAAUUGUAUUCGAGCCUCCCCUCGAGACCCUAUUCGACAGACCCCUCGAGACCCCUGUAGAGGCUCUGAUCGAUACCUUGCUCGACAGCUUACUUGAUACGUCUAGUUCUCCGGAGGUGGUCGUUGUGGAUGUCACUCGUCCGCUGGGGGAGAAAGGCUGGCCGGCAGAUGAACAUUGGUAUAGACAGUCUCGUAUAAGAAAGGAGAUGCCGUCAAAUAGAAGUGGUGCUAUAGAAGGUCAUGGGUUCUAA
Molecule: messenger RNA, 672 nt
Organism: Penicilliopsis zonata CBS 506.65
Lineage: Eukaryota; Fungi; Ascomycota; Eurotiomycetes; Eurotiales; Aspergillaceae
Exons: 1
Coding region: 1-672 (223 amino acids)
Source: RefSeq, a predicted model, not a curated record